Macroventuria anomochaeta is the source of this 366-nucleotide messenger RNA. RefSeq lists its product as uncharacterized. The annotation marks the transcript as partial. The record is from RefSeq and is a predicted model, not a curated record. NCBI's taxonomy places the organism in Eukaryota, Fungi, Ascomycota, Dothideomycetes, Pleosporales, Didymellaceae. The transcript has a single exon.
AUGCCAACUUUCACGUAUACCUCUUUGGACUCCUCCAUUCGCCUCUUGGAGGUGCUUCCGGACAAGCUGAAUGGCCGCAUCCAAAUACGGCUGUACAAAACCAUGCUACCAGCCUCGCACCAAUGUCUGCCAUACAUGUGGGGUGAGCCAGACGAGGGCCAUGAGGUUCUUGUGAACAAUCAAGUGUAUUCUGGACGGGAGGAUUUGCACACCUUUCUGGAGGUAGCGGCGCAGAAACUCGCCAACAAGUCAUUGUGGAUUGACACCCUUUGCAUAGACCAGGGUAGUUUCACCGAGCGCAGUCAUCAAGUUCAGCGCUCGGGUGAGAUUUAUCGGGAAGCAUCGCGGGUUCUGAUCUGGUUCGGU